CAGCAGUUGUCCACGAGAAAACCUAAACUCAGGUCAUGGUGGGGUGUUGAGAGGGAUGAAAUUCCAACUUCUGAGACGCCGCACAUCACCAGGAAAAAUUUCACUCGUCACAGUAACGAUUUUGUUGGCAGUCUGGAUGCGCUGCAGGGACACGAAAUGGUGGAAAGGCCGUCUACUUGUUCCGCAUUUUUUCCGUCGAAGACAUCGAAAAGUAGCACUAGAGGGGCAAGGAAGGAACUGCAUCCAACGCACAAAGAAACGUCCAGCUCAUUCGCUUGUUCUUCCAUGGGGAUCGGUUCUUCAAUGGGCCGUGGCCAAUCCUGCUCGUCAGCAGCCUCAUCUUCUUACAGUUGCACGGCUCGUCAACCCGCAGCAGUACCAGUACCAGGUGGAGCAGUAGGUGCAUUAAGGCCCCUCAUUUCUCCAAAAUUCUUCUUGUUUCAUGAAAACUAGCUCUCGGAGGGGUUGCAUUCGAAUAUGCUCUUCAGUCGGUCGUUGCAGUUGCCCUUCACGGUCCUUACUUAUUUUUUCUUCAAGCAGAAAGCAAAAAAUACGCCAAAGAAAAAGAUGACUUCCACGCCAAGAGCAUAUUAGGAAAAUUAUAGUAAGCUCUAAUAUCUAUGCAUGAGCAUGACGCAGCACUCGCACCACGAGAUUGGCCAGCCGUUCAACAGCACCCAGCAUCUUCUUCUGUAGCUCAGGACCGAUC
Molecule: messenger RNA, 709 nt
Organism: Amoebophrya sp. A25
Lineage: Eukaryota; Dinophyceae; Syndiniales; Amoebophryaceae
Source: the annotation of a GenBank genome assembly